Molecule: messenger RNA, 1022 nt
Organism: Perca flavescens (yellow perch)
Lineage: Eukaryota; Metazoa; Chordata; Actinopteri; Perciformes; Percidae
Exons: 5
Coding region: 132-812 (226 amino acids)
Biological process (GO): immune response-regulating cell surface receptor signaling pathway
Cellular component (GO): plasma membrane
Molecular function (GO): signaling receptor activity
Source: RefSeq, a predicted model, not a curated record
UUCAGCUGUAACGAGGUUAAAAAAAAAAAGUGAUCAAAAGCAGGAAGUUAAGUAAAAACCACUGUGAUCUUUAGAGCAGCCCUACAGUGAUAGCUGUUUGACACUAGUGGAUACAGUAGCUGGUUCCCACCAUGAGACUUAACUGCCUGACCAUCCUCCAUGUGUCCAUCUUAGUGGCGCUCUUCCUCACUUUGGAUGCUGAUAGUGAAGUUUCAAAUUGUAAAGUUGAAAUUAAAGUAGGCAGCGCGGUUUACGAAUCUCUCCUUGGAGAAGACCUUCGGAUUAACUGCAUGGUUGCUUUUUGCAACAAUUCACCAGCGACAGUCUCCUGGUAUAAAGUUGGGGAAACUAAACAUGUCCCUGUCAAAGUCUGCAGUCACAGUAAAACAGAGUGUAAACUUGUAAAGCCUUUAGAAGGGAUAUCGUUUUUGGUCUUUGAAAAAAUACGCAAAAAUGACUCAGGUGUGUAUCAGUGUAAAGUGGGAGCCAGUUUGAGUCCUGAGAUCAGCGUCUCUGUCCAUGAGAGCCCAGAAGACUCCUUCUGGCCAUAUGUGUACCGUGGUGUCGGACUCAUGGUGUUUGUCCUCAUAAUGUUAACUUUAUGUGUUGCAUCAAGAUGCAGGUGUAAAGGAGAAUCCAGUGACACACCAGAUCUGAGCUGCCAGCCCUCCCAUGAUGCAUUGCCUCCCACUCAUAUCUAUGAAAACGAUUAUCCAGAAGGAAAUGAAGGAGAAUCCAGGGACACACCAGAUCUGAGCCGCCAGCCCUCCCGUGAUGCAUUGCCUCCCACUCAUAUCUAUGAAAACGAUUAGUAGUCUCCAUGUCUGUGCCUUGAUAUCAAUCUUCUCACUUCAAAUGAUUCAUAUCAAAACAUUUCAUAGUAUUCAUUUCAAGAUUUUGUAACCUGCAACUUGUAUCUCAUUUAUUCACAUUUUUACUGAUACUUGUUCAUCAAUGCUUGGCUUUGCUGUUAUGUUUUGUAUUUUUAUGUACUAUCCUUUGUGAAUGAUUAAUGUGGUUCU